AAAAACAAAAGAUCGGAAAAUUAAAACCCUAAUUUCGCCCAGCUGAUCCUCUUUCAAUUGAAAGCAAACCGUGAUUCAAUCGAGCUGAGGAGACGCCGAAAAUGCUAGGUGGAUUGUACGGAGAUCUUCCUCCGCCUUCGGAUGAUGACAAACCCACCGGAAACUCCUCCUCCGUCUGGUCCAGCAGCACCAAGAUGGCUCCGCCUACCCUUCGCAAACCACCCGCUUUUGCUCCGACGCAAACUAUCAUCAGACCUCAGAACAAGCCCAAGCCUCCUCCUCCUCCUCCUCCUUCUUCCUCCCAGUCGGUUAUCACUCCGGCGGCAUCGCAACCGGCGUUGGUUGGCGUGACUUCAUCGGUGAUCGAAGAGUACGAUCCAGCUAGACCUAACGAUUACGAGGACUACAGGAGGGAGAAGAAGAAGAAAGCCAUGGAAGCUGAGAUGAAACGAGAGCUCGACAAGAGACGGCACGAGGAGGAGGAGAGAGAUAGAGAAAGGCAAGAGAGGGAGAAGGAGAGAGAAAGAGAUCGUUUUGAUCAGACUCCGCUGAAUAUCUCCGGCGAGGAAGCGUGGAAGAGACGCGCCGCCAUGAGCGGCGGCGGUGGGAAGCUUGGGAGAUCCUCUUCUCCGCCUGGGAACAACGGGUUUAGCAUGGGGACGUCGGAGACGAGCGGGUUGGGAGUUGGGGCGGGCGGGCAGAUGACGGCUGCGGAGAGGAUGAUGGCGAAGAUGGGGUGGAAACAAGGGCAAGGGCUUGGCAAGUCUGAGCAAGGGAUCACCACGCCCUUGAUGGCUAAGAAGACUGAUCGGAGAGCUGGUGUUAUUGUUAAUGCUAGUGAGAAGAAGGUCGUCAAGGGUGUGAGUAUCAGUGGAGAACCAACCACGGUCUUGCUUCUUAGAAACAUGGUUGGACCUGGAGAAGUAGACGAUGAGCUAGAAGAGGAGGUGGGAACGGAGUGUGGCAAAUACGGAACAGUGACUCGUGUACUGAUAUUCGAGAUCACUGAACCAAACUUCCCUACGCACGAAGCAGUGAGAAUCUUUGUUCAGUUUUCAAGGCCCGAGGAAACAACUAAAGCCCUUCUAGACCUCGAUGGGCGAUUCUUUGGAGGAAGGACAGUGCGUGCAACGUUCUACGAUGAAGUGAAAUUCAGUAAGAACGAGUUGGCUCCAGUACCGGGUGAAAUCCCUUAGUGUAUUAUUUUAUCAAGAUGAAUGUUUAAAGAGGGUCUAAGAAAUAUUCACCACACAUGAAAAAGUCUUGGAUGAUUUUGAUUUAAUAAAGAUUUCUAUAAUUA
Messenger RNA from Brassica oleracea var. oleracea, 1300 nucleotides. Its product is annotated as DNA-damage-repair/toleration protein DRT111, chloroplastic-like. Gene Ontology annotation, molecular function: RNA binding. NCBI's taxonomy places the organism in Eukaryota, Viridiplantae, Streptophyta, Magnoliopsida, Brassicales, Brassicaceae. The record is from RefSeq and is a predicted model, not a curated record. Bases 102 to 1196 code for a protein of 364 amino acids. Gene Ontology annotation, biological process: mRNA cis splicing, via spliceosome. The transcript has 2 exons. Gene Ontology annotation, cellular component: precatalytic spliceosome.